AGCGGGGUAAGAAUAAUCAGUGUGCAAUUAGACUAAGAACUACGUUAUUUAAUGUUACUCCAAGGAGCUCCAGGACGAUACUGGUCUUAUCCACCCGAUCAAAGUAUAUUACUCCCUGUCAGGAUACCAAGGCCUUUAAGGGUAUCACACCUAUAGACGUUUCAAUAUAUUCCAAAAAUAAUUAAAAAAUUUAACAUCUCUUCAAACUAUUGUUGUAAACUGCUGCCACCUGCGGUUCUCCAUUGAACGAGGAUUCGAGCAGGUGGAAGGGUUCCUCUGGGCAAGCACUGCACCGAUCCACUCACAAUGUAACUCCAAUCCUCUGUAUACCUCAGUAUACCUGGAACGCGUCAGUUGUGAAUGUGUACCUUUGUUGGCACCCAAGUGAAGCGCUUGAUGUUGAAUAAAAAUUUCUUCUCAAUCUACGUUUCUGGUGUUUAAUUUUUAUCACUGAAUUUGCCCCUGGAUUAUUAGAAAAAAAAAUUAAAAAUUCAUUUUAGUUGGGUAAUGGAGGAAUUAAAGUGAAAAAAAUGUGAGGGUCACUCGUGGAAUGAAAAUAGUCGGAGAUCACCGGCAGUAAGGGGCGAAGUGGAAACGAUGCUGAGACGAUAUUACGGAAUAAGCAGAGGCAGACUAAGGAUAAACCGAAGGAGAUUUAAUUUUCAUUGGAAGGGAUCAUAACUCGAGUGUUAUGGUUAGAAGCACCGAGCGACAACGGUUAAAAAUUGCAAGGCGAUGAACAAAUAAUAAAUGUGUUUCAAAAGACUGAAAGUUCAUUAAAAAUGCAAAUGCAGGAUUCAGGGUAAAAGUAGAUAAUAAAAAAUUUGUGAAGAAAAUUGUUCAUAAUUUCGCUGGGGUCCAUUAGCCCAGCGGAGACAAUAAAACGAAAAUCGUGGAAGGUCAAUCGCGAAAAACGGCGAGCCACUACGGGUAUUCAUAUCAAAAUUCUUGGGCGUGCAGCAACGGUCCGGCUAGUAUAUACGAUUGCCCAACGAGUCCCGUAGUUCGUAUACCUCAACUUGAUGAGGACUACCGGCCCAUCUACUUCUACGUAGCUCAACCUUACACAAUUCCAUAUACUUUUGCAAAGAGACCAAAGCAAACGUCACUGCAGAAACCGGGUAAACAGCGUGGCAACUAUCGUGUGAAAUUUUCGAAGAAAUUAAGUAGCGCAGAAUUUUCACAGAAGGUCAAGCAGGGCGAGUUCUCCAAGAGCCUCAACCAGGUGCAAUUCGUUGAGGAUCCAGUACCAGAAAUCACGAGUUUUACAAAAUUCGAUCAACAUCCCCGUGAUCCCAGGAUGACAUCGAUGUUCCGUCGUGGAACAAUUUUUGCCACAUUUUUUCUCUCACUACUGGGUGGUGGUCUCGUGUGUGCAGCAUUGGUAACGCAACACUGGAUCGACGCGAGACCCUGGAGAACACCAAAUCCCCAAGAGAGUGCUGGACGAGUACAUUUUGGUCUUUUGAUGGGAAAGAAAGAACUCAAUGUCGCGUACGGCUGGCGAACAUAUCAUAUAUCCGUUUCGCAGAUGAUCAAACUCGACCCAUCGGUGAUGCACUGGGGUCUCUGGGUUUCUACGUUAGCCACGACGUCCUUCGCAUUGAUUGCCGCAGCCCUCUCAGCCCUUUUAGCUGUAUUAAAUACCGCAACAACACCGAGAGCUAAAAUUCUCUCUGUUCCAGGAGUUUAUUUAAUGAAUAUUUUGACCCUUCUUCUUUGUGUGGCCAGUACUGCUACUUGGCUAGCCCAGUAUUAUGCAAAAUUAUACACAAAUGUUCUGCCGAAGGAGGACAUCAACAAUAUGUGGACCAGUGAAGGAUCCGCAGAGCUCGGGUAUUCAUUCUGGCUCGUCGUGAGCGCUGGGGUUGUUCACCUCAUCAGCAUAGCAUUAGUCGGCUGGGGAUCAGGGAGAGCCAAAGACGAUCAUCUCGAACCUAUUCCCGCUCUUGAGGAGAAAACUGCUGCUGCCAUAAUGCUUUAUUAGAUCAUAAUUUAUUAUCAAAAUUAUCAAAAUUUUGCCAUUCAGGAUCGAUUAUCAUUUUAACCACCGUGAUUUUAUCCGAAAACCCCACAAACUUAAUUGCCAAGUGGAAUUAACCAUCGAACGAUUGUAUACCGGGUGUUCCAUUAGAAAGAAUCCAACUAAAUAUCUCCUGGGGGAGCAAGUGACAGGAAAUGUGUCAAGACAUUAGUUGUAGAGUUUCGAGAGGGAUAUUUAAUGCAUCCAUUUUUCUGAGCUUUCAACUUCAUGCUUGAAAGCUCUAGGCAUUGGAAGUUUUUUUUUUAAAUAGCAAUCGCAUUUUUCACUCUAAUGAAACUUGCUCAUCUUCAUGAGUUGUUUUCAGAUGCCUCAUCAUUCAUGUCAAUUCCGUGUUUUUCCUCGGAAAAUUCCACGACUAUGAGUCCUGGUAUCAAAUUGAAGAUUCAGAGUUUCUUAGGGUGAUCCAGAAUGCACCACAUGGUAACGUCUGUUCGCAUCCUUUGCACUAAAAAAAGGAGAAAAAAUAACACAAACGUGUGUGGAGGAUCAGGCACUCAUGAGCUCAUGAGUUGUUCAAUGUGGCCACCGUUGACUUGCAAGCACAUCUCCGAGGUAAUGGAGAAUUCUUUGGUAUUGUUUACAUUUCGGAAGAGGUUUGGUGAAUGAAUUGGUGGAGCAAUCAUCCGGACAAAUACGUACUAAAGAUAUGUCUCUACCUCCGGAUGAGACUACUCUCAUCCCUUUUACAGACUUUCGAAGUUCCAAAAAAGGUCAUUGAACCAAUCAUUUGAUAUAUGCACUGAAGAUUCCCUUAACAGGGAUCAAAUCUACUUCACCGAUUUCUAAAUAGUCAAUCCUGGUAAAUCCUGGUUCUACAAUUCCAAGUUAUCUCGCCGAACUACUUAAUGGGUUAACAGAACUCGCUCAAGCCAUCACCAUCUGGCCUCCUCCCUCAAACGUAAAGGAUUGAUACCUUCUGCCGUUUGUAGAUGUGGUCAUCCGAGUAAGGACCUUGAUCAUGUCCUCUGGAGCUGUCCUCUCAAUGAGUAGUACAGAUAUCCCAUGAUCGACGAUCUUCUAUCGCUCGGAUCCUCACCAUCAUAGCAAACUCAAUCAUUUUUAAAAGACCUGAAUAAGGAAUGUUUAGUAACUAUAAACAAUUUUCUGAAGAAAUGUAAUAUAAAUGUAUAACUGCUCAACUACUGAACAUAUGAUAACGAAAAACUAAAUUCUUUAACUUCAAAUUACUUCUGUAAAUAGAUAUUUGUAGCUUUAUAAACCUAUAGGUUUCAGCAAGUUUAAACGAAAAAAAAAAUAUGUCUUUCUUCAAUUUGGUAUCAGAACUCAUUUUCGUCGCAUUGUCGCAGCUUGCAAGUAUGAUUUUGAAAGCUGAAAAAAAUGGAUUGCAUCAACUGUCCCUCUUAAAACCCUCCUACUGAUGUCUCAAGAAAUUUCCGGUCACUUGUCCUCUUCAGGAGAUAUUUAGAUGGAUUGGUGCAAAUGGGACACCCUGUAUACACCUAACGAUAUAGGUACAACUUUUUUCAUUAGAAUAAUUUUGUCAUGAGUUGAUUUUUUCAAGCAUCAAGUGUUUGCCGCAAGUCGUAUGGAAUUGUUCCACUUUUUUCUCUAACUGGUCAUUGCUUUCUUCCACUUGUAUUGAGCAAAUACUUAUAUGACAUAUAAAGCGUGUGAAUCUGCUGUGCUUAGAUGAUGAAAUAAUGCUUUGUGCAAACCUAUGUAAGACCGUGUAAAUAGAAAGUCCAAUGUGAGACAAUCAUCAGUAUGUUUAGUACACUAAUUAAAUUAUUACGUAAAUACUAGAAUUUAUUUUGGAGCUGUAUUUUCAUCUGACAAUAAAAUAAAGCGAAAAAAUUA
Molecule: messenger RNA, 3862 nt
Organism: Diachasmimorpha longicaudata
Lineage: Eukaryota; Metazoa; Arthropoda; Insecta; Hymenoptera; Braconidae
Exons: 6
Coding region: 1301-1987 (228 amino acids)
Source: RefSeq, a predicted model, not a curated record